This is a messenger RNA of Caenorhabditis elegans, 612 nucleotides long. It is a transcript of the gene rabr-3, whose product is annotated as Ras-related protein Rab-2A. The transcript has a single exon. The record is from RefSeq and is marked reviewed. Gene Ontology annotation, molecular function: GTP binding; GTPase activity. The coding region runs from base 1 to 612 and encodes 203 amino acids. NCBI's taxonomy places the organism in Eukaryota, Metazoa, Nematoda, Chromadorea, Rhabditida, Rhabditidae.
AUGUCAUCAGAUCAUGUGUUCAAAUAUGUCAUAAUCGGAGACCGUGGCGUCGGAAAGUCUAACUUGCUGCUGCGAUUCAUUGGCAAACCUUUCGAUUCAAUCCAUCCGUCGACACUUGGAAUUGAGUUUGGUUUUCGAAAUCUGGAAAUUGACAGGAAAAAGGUGAAGCUUCAUGUCUGGGAUACGUGCGGCCAGGAGAGAUUUCGGUCACUUGUUGGAUCAUAUUAUCGGCAUGCAAUUGGUGCACUUCUUGUCUAUGAUAUUACUAGUCGUGAGUCCUUCUACCAUUUGGAGCACUGGCUCACAGAUCUCCAACGACUGGGUGAUCCCGAUAUAGUUAUAGUGUUGAUUGGCAACAAAAGUGAUCUAGAAGCAGAUCGUGAAGUCAGAAAAGAAGAAGGUGAAGCAUUUGCAAGAGAGUUUGGACUUAUAUUUAUGGAAAUUUCUGCAAAAACCAAUGAAUAUGUGGAGGAAGCAUUUGUCAAUUCAGCUCACGAGAUUUAUAGAAAGCUUAACUUUGGAAUUAUCAAAGAGAUAUGUGUGAAGAAGAAGAAGAAGAAAAUGAAUAUAAUUAUACGAUCUAUAUCGGGAAAGGAGAAAGCAUGUUGUUAA